AUGAAGUCAAGACGCGUUCGUUGCAUGAAGUUCUUUAUUACUUUGUUCAAUAUCAUUUGCAUUCUGUUCGGUUUGAUUCUGAUGGCAAUAUGUGUGAUAAACAUGAGGGAUAAGAAGUCACAGCCAGAGCAGCAGUCAGCUCUGUCUCGAGGAGUGCUGUCUUUCCUCCUGACUCUUGGAAUAGCGCUGGUGGUGACUGCGAUUCUGGGCUGUGUGGGUGCCUUGAGGGAACAUGUACGGAUCCUUUAUGUGGCAAACGAUCAGACAGAUUACCUGGUGCAUGCAGGUUUCUUCAUAUUCCUAGUGGCUGUAGAGCUGGUGGUGGGUGUGGGUGGGGCAGUGCUCAGUGCCUGGAUGGGGGGCAGCAGUGAGCUGCGGGUGCAGUUCUACAGGAACACCACCAUCGAAGAUGAGACUGCGAAGUACCACGCGUUCUGGGAUGACCUGCAGUCUGAUAACCAGUGCUGCGGUGUCGAUGGUCCACAAGACUACGCCAUCAUCCAUCGUGAUAUUCCAGCCUCGUGCUGCGCCCGCGCACAUCCCCUACGCGAGGGCGGCGCCCGGCGUCAUUUGCACGCGAGCUGUCUCAGCGACCGGUCGUAUUACAUGCGCGGCUGCGAGGAAGUGUUACGACAGAAAAAAGCUUUUAAAGGAAAUAUCUUCAUCUCAACGGGCAUUAUAUUCACAUUGGUAGAGAUUUUGUGCAUCGUUUUAGCUCUGUGGAUGGCUCGCACGAUACGUUCGGAAAGGCGUAAGCUCCAGGCUAAUUUACAAGCCCAUUUUGAAUCUUAA
Spodoptera exigua (beet armyworm) is the source of this 792-nucleotide messenger RNA. Lineage: Eukaryota; Metazoa; Arthropoda; Insecta; Lepidoptera; Noctuidae. The record is from the annotation of a GenBank genome assembly.